Messenger RNA from Stomoxys calcitrans (stable fly), 4342 nucleotides. It is a transcript of the gene spoon, whose product is annotated as A-kinase anchor protein 1, mitochondrial. Lineage: Eukaryota; Metazoa; Arthropoda; Insecta; Diptera; Muscidae. Gene Ontology annotation, molecular function: RNA binding. The record is from RefSeq and is a predicted model, not a curated record. Bases 491 to 2251 code for a protein of 586 amino acids. The transcript has 5 exons.
AGAUUGUCUUCUAGUAUGCCGACAACGAUUACGAAAUACAGUCGCGUCUAUACACUGCUGAUGAAACGAUAAGAAAAAUUUUUCGAAAUGAACUAUUAACGAUUAAUGUGUGAUAUUUUAUAGAAAAUCAAUAAAGUUUCUAAACGGCUGGCGGCAAUUGAAAGGAAACAAAAUUAAAAAGAACAUGAAAUUAAAUUUCAAACAAAAUUUUUUCAUGAAAAUUUUUGGCAUACAAGUGUUUCAACCGAACAGAAGAAUUUUGUAACGAUUUCAUAAUACAACGACAAAUAUCCUCCUGUGUGCAUAGUUUUUUCUACCAAGCUAAAAAUAAGAUAAAUACCUUACAAGAAACAUUUAUUUUUAUAUUACGAUUGCUUGGAUAGAAAAAAUCACAGAUCUCCCCCUCGACCCUCAUUAAAUUGUUGGAUCCCCAUAAGAAAAACAUAAGCUGUUGAUAAGCAAACAAGCCAUUCUUCAAGAUUCAUCGAAAAUGGUAUCUGGUCGCCCACUUUUAUACCUGUCACUGCCUGGUGUAGCAUUUAUUCUUGGUGUGUUUUGGUUUCGGCGUCGAAAUAAAACUCGUUUAGACAAUGAUAAAAAACCAGGCACAGUCAGCAAGAAAGUUAUGCAAGAGGAUGUAGGAGCCCAUGAAGAUCUACUCACAAAAUCAACAUCAAAUAGUAAUAAUAAGGCAAAACCAACUUCUUCCCCAACAAAGUCGAUGAACAUAAAUGGAACUGUACCAAUUGAUGAUGACAAUCCAGCAAAUCGACUAUUCGGCAAAUCAGCACCCAUAAAGAUUGUACAAAAUGGUCGUGGCCCAUCUCCGGUAAAACAGACGCAGCAACAGAUUGACUCUGAAGUAUUAAAGACGAAAAUACAAGAUGCAGAACAUAAACUUUUGCGAUCCAUUGAAGAAGAUUUUGAAAAUCUCUCCUCUCCGGUCGAUCUUCCAGAUUCCAUAAAUAACCGCAUGUCAUUUUACUCCCGUAACGUUGAUAUUAAAAAAGACAAACCAGUAGUUAUAAUGGCCACGACCACACCCAAAAUAUCACCGGAAAAUUCCUUUUUAGAAAGUAAAUAUACCAAAGAUUGUGAAGAGAAUAAUAACGUUGAGGAAAACUCUAGUAGAAAAAAUGCAGCAACGGCCAAUGACUUGAACUCGGAGAAUGUUUCAAAAACAAAUGUAGAAAUGAAAAAAUGCCCGGCCGAAAAUGAAAUAGCACAGACAGAAGAUGUUAACGACAAACGUAAUGUGGAAGCCGCCAGUCCUUCUUUAAGUUUAUGUAGUGUACAAUCAGGAGAUUCUGGAAAAGGAUCCAGCUUACCUAGAUCUGAAGCUACACGUGCAAAGACGACAUAUGAAUUCUUUUUGCCUAACAGUCUUGUGUGUCACCUUUACGGACGUAAGCGUUCAUACAUCAAUCAAAUCAAGUCAAAAACAAAUGCCGCAGUUGCUUUACGUAAAAAAGUGUAUCCUGGCAAAUUGCGCGUUUGCGCCAUUGAUGGCACCGAAAGUGAAAUACAGGCUGCACUGGCCAUGAUACGUCAACGUUUGCCGGCCAAGCGUUAUCCUAAUUUGACAAUGCAAAGAAUUCACUUUGCACUUCCGCAAUCUGUAGUUCCUCUAUCAACUGAAAGUAUGCUUAAUCUUCAGCUAAAUUUAAUUGAAGGUAUUAAUAAUGAUGUUGUUGUAAGUGCUGUUAUAUCGGGUGCUCACAUAUUUGUACAACAGCCCUUACAUCCCACACAUCCUUCAUUGGCUGUUUUACAAAAAUGCCUAUUUGAGAGUUAUUCAACAGCAGAUACUCCUCUAUUGCCCGGCGUUGAGCUAAACGCUGUGUGUGUUAUGCCUGUAAACGGCAUCUGGUACCGUGUACAAAUUGUCAAUGGAGACAUUGAAGAUGCAGAACGCUGCAUUGUUAAAUUCUUAGAUUUUGGAGGUUAUAUGAAUGUACAUUUUAAUGAAUUAAGACAAAUACGGUCUGACUUCAUGACAGUACCAUUCCAAGCCACAGAAUGUAUACUUUCAAAUGUAGAGCCAAUAGACACCUGUUGGUCUCCAGAAUCUGCUGAUAUUUUAUGUAGAUUAACCAAAGGCAUUGUUCUGCAAGCGCAAAUCGCUGGUUACAAUUCACAUAAUAUACCAGAGAUAUUUUUGUUCGCUUGCUUAGGCCCCAAUAAUGUUAUCUUCAUUAACAAGGAGCUUGUUGCCAGGAACCUUGCAAAGUGGGUGGACAUUAGAGACUGAUUAUUUCCAAUAAUGGAAAAACACACUGAAACAGAGGCUGCCGAUAGCAACAAUAAUAACAUUGAAGUGGCCGUUAUUAACAAGGAACAACAAAAUUAAAUAAGUUCUCAAACUAACCAUUUUAACAAAAUGAAAUCAUAAUUUUAACACACACACAUACACACACAAGCGUACGUACACAAACUGGUAAUUAUUUUAGCAACUCACAACAAUGCACUAAAAAUUGUGAAAGCCAUAGAUAUCUAAGUAAUGGUCCUCUCUCUAUAAGUAGCGCCAUUGAUUGUGAAAGGUGGCAAAGAAAGGCACUUUGCUUAACAGAAUGAAAAAGUCCAGUAAGAGUUCAAUACGAAAAGUGUGUGAGAACUGCAGUCAGUCAGCGCUCUAGAAAACUUAAAAACAACAAAAAGAAAAAGCUUUUAUGUAGGCAUCUUUUGUAAAUAUAUAUUAUAGGUUCUAGCAAUUAGUUCAUACCACAUGCAUACAUUAUUAAAAAGGAGAGAAGCAGCAGAAAGUAAAAAAACGCAAAAAUUAUACACCACAAAUCAUAUAUAAUAUACUUACCUCCAUCCUUCUCCUCAUUUACUCCUGCCUAUUUAUUAUAUAUUUUCGUUUUUUUUUUAAGUUUUAAGUGACAAGAAAAAACAGUCAGUCAUUGAUAUUUUAUUACUAACAAACAACAAACAAUCUCCCAUAAAUGUUUCCCUUCCUCUCGGCAAUAGUCAAUAAAUGGCACACAAAACAAAAAUCACAAACUCAUGGACACCACAAAUUUUUGUUGUGGUUUGUUGAAAUUCUCUUUAGGAAAAACUGAAAAACAUUUAUGCUUACUACUUAUGUAUAUAACAUUUAUAUUUUUCUUCUUUUUUUAAAUAGAAAAUAUUGUAAUUUCAAAUGUAAAAAAAAUGUUUGGCAUGUUAAGCUCGCUAAUCAUUGACAAAGCAAAGAACACGUUAAAAGGCAUUUUGAAUUGUUGCAAGAUAGAGGCACAUUUCAAAGAACAGAACAGUGGGAGUCAACACCAUAAAACUUUGUUUUUAACGAUUAACAGCAAAUAAACAGGGAAACUUUGUUUGUUUUUUAUAUUCUCACUGUUUUAUAUUUAAAGGGUAAAGGUAUAUAAUUUAAAAAGGUUAAAGCUUUUUACGGUGAGAUGGUUGUGUCAGAGAUUUGUUUUUUUUUUUUUGAAAAGAUUUGAUAGUUUCCUCUUUUUCUAUUCUUCUAUGACAUAGAUCUCUUUGAAUCGUUUACACCAUCUAUGUAUAAGUACAGAAAUUGGAAAUUGACAAAAAAAAUCGCAAGUUUGGUCAUAGCAUUCAAAGUUACAUUUUCAUUUUGAUUUUAGCGUAGAUUUUUGUAUCUAAUUUUUAACAUAUUUUUUUUUGUUUAUUUUUGGUUUGUUUAUAUUUACUAUAAACUAAACAUUUUAAUGGGAAAACGAAAUACUGCAAUGUAGAAUUUGUUGUGAAACCAUUUUUGUUCUUAAUAUUGGGUUAUGUUCAUAUUCAUAUUAUUUCGUAUCCUUUGUCAGCCGAGUUGAUAGCGUGCUUGGAUUACCAGUGCAGGGGUUGUGGGUUCGAUUCCCGGCAGAAGCCUUGGUCUGUCGCUACUGUGGUAUCACAAUAGACUUAAAAUUUUCUAUGUGAGUCUGUAAAGGACUGUCACUCUUACCUAACCUAACCUUGUCAUAUUUUUGAAUUUCAUAUAUAUACUUUGAAGUUUAUAGAUUUAUAAUAUACCUUGAAGAUUAUAGAUUUAUUAUAAAGAAAUAAUUGCAUUGUUCACACUACCUUCCAAUAACGUCUUAAUACUGCUGAGUGAUUGCUAAAAAAGGUCCAUACUUAUGUUAAAAAAAAAAUGCUGAUUCGACUUUUGUUAAACAGGUUCCCAUUAUUGUGCUUACAAUCACUGAAACUUUACUGAAUUUCAAACUCCCUUUACAUACAUUAGUUUUGAAAUCUCUGACGUUGGUUUAGUUAAGUUUUCGAAAAUGAAUGGAAGUACUAGUUUGUACACUUGAUGUAUACCAUUCGAAAAUGAGAAAUUUUCAAGCUGUGGCUGCUUGAACGAUAUAAUAAAACAAAAUGCCUUUGA